Messenger RNA from Bicyclus anynana (squinting bush brown), 1867 nucleotides. It is a transcript of the gene RfC4, whose product is annotated as replication factor C subunit 2. Gene Ontology annotation, cellular component: nucleus; DNA replication factor C complex. Gene Ontology annotation, molecular function: ATP hydrolysis activity; ATP binding; DNA clamp loader activity. NCBI's taxonomy places the organism in Eukaryota, Metazoa, Arthropoda, Insecta, Lepidoptera, Nymphalidae. The record is from RefSeq and is a predicted model, not a curated record. The transcript has 5 exons. Gene Ontology annotation, biological process: DNA repair; DNA-templated DNA replication. The coding region runs from base 571 to 1611 and encodes 346 amino acids.
GCGCACCUUUCACCGUACGUAGCCGCCAUAGCGUGCACAUGCCUAGCGCGUCCGCACGCACGUGCACGCUGUUGGCGGGCGCGCACGCAGCGCUGCACCUCGGUUGCGCACCUUUCACUUUUCAGGCGUUGCUAUUGAAAAGAGUAAACUCCAUUCGUGCGACGGAGCUGACACACUUUUUUUACACUAUUUAACUACUUAUACAAAAAGAUAUUUUUACGGAGCUUUUUAUUAGGCGAACACGAUUAAAACUAAAACUUUAAACUCGUUAAUACUUUGACAGAAAAGUAACGUGGAGGCAUGUCCAUAAGUAAUUAGUCUGAGAAUUAGACUUCAUGUGUUCAUGUUGUCAACUUGUCAAGUCAAACUCAAGUUUCCGUUUUUAUCUGUGGACAUAGCAUCUUCAUCUUCAUUUGUGGUCUGUGAUCUUCAUUCGUUCGUUCGUUUCGUUUAGAAUAUCGCGCCUCUUUUGUGUUUAUUGUUUUUCUCAAAUGUCAAUCCCAGUUUUAAAUUUUAAUACCAGUAGUUUAGACUGUUUUAUUAUAUUUUUUUGUUUAAAUUUCCAUAAUUAUGAGUGACGACGAUGUCACCAUCAUGGAAGUGGACGAACCGGAGCCCAAACCCGCGGCGAGCAAGCCGGCGGCGGCGCCGAGCCGCGCGUCGACGUUGCCGUGGAUAGAGAAGUACCGGCCGCAGACGUUCGCCGACAUCGUGGGCAACGAGGACACGGUGUCGCGGCUGGCGGUGUUCGCGCGCGCGGGCAACGCGCCCAACAUCAUCAUCGCGGGCCCGCCCGGCGUGGGCAAGACCACCACGGUGCUGUGCCUGGCGCGCGCGCUGCUGGGCGCGGCCUUCCGCGACGCCGUGCUCGAGCUCAACGCGUCCAACGACCGCGGCAUCGACGUCGUGCGCAACAAAAUCAAGAUGUUCGCACAGCAGAAGGUAACGUUGCCAGCAGGCCGGCACAAGAUCGUGAUCCUGGACGAGGCGGACAGCAUGACGGACGGCGCGCAGCAAGCCCUGCGCCGCACCAUGGAGCUGUACUCCAGCACCACGCGGUUUGCGCUGGCCGCCAACAACAGCGAGAAGAUCAUCGAGCCCAUCCAGUCGCGCUGCGCCGUGCUGCGCUACACCAAGCUCUCUGAUGCGCAGAUACUGGCCAAGGUUAUAGAAGUGUGUGAGAAGGAGCAGCUGUCGUACACGGAGGAGGGCGCCAACGCCGUAGUGUUCACGGCGCAGGGCGACCUGCGCGCGGCGCUCAACAACCUGCAGUCCACUGCGCAGGGCUUCCGCCACAUCAGCCCUGACAAUGUGUUCAAGGUGUGCGACGAGCCGCACCCGCUGCUGGUGCGCGGCAUGCUGGAGGCCUGCGCGCGCCGCGACCUGCCCGCCGCGCACAAGGUGAUGGCGAAGCUGGUGCGGCUGGGCUACGCGGCCGAGGACAUCAUCAGCAACGUGUUCCGCGUGUGCAAGACGCUGGACGCGCCCGACGACCUGCGCCUCGCCUUCGUGCGCGAGGUCGGGCUCGCGCACGUGCGCGCCGCCGACGGGCUCGGCUCGCCGCUGCAGCUGGCGGCGCUGCUGGCGCGCAUGUGCCGCGCCGCGCCCUGACGAGCCGCUUCAGUGUGGAUGUGUGCAUGUACUGCGCUACGUAGUGAGCUGACAGUUUAGUGAUUGUGUGAUAAGAUACUUACUGUGUGAUGUCACGAACCAUGACAAAAGUGGGAACAAUUAAAUCAACUGUAUUUCUUGAGUGAGACUCAAUAAAGAUUGUUAACUAAUUUGCUGUAAUCGAAAAAUAUUUAAUAUUUUUGAAAACAUAUUGUUAAGUUUCUCUCAGUUGUAAUAUAUUUUUCUUGCAUGAAAA